AGGGUGCGUGACUCAGAGCUAUAGGAUUAACACCCUCACUCUCGCUCACACGACACUUUCCUGUCAAACACAGAGCGCUGCGAUCCAGCUUUACAAACUACACAACAACAUGACGACUCAGUCUACUAAAUCUGGUGUAGACAACAUCAAAAAGAGAACAACGUUAAAAGACAACAGCUGGAUCAGACGGGCUGCAGAAGAAGAUGAACCUGUCGAUUAUGAUCCUAACUUUGGUAAAGCAGUUCUGGGUCGCCUGAAAUCAACGGAUGAUGCAGACAGUAAACUAGUGGAGACCAACCAAACCCCUCCAGUGAAGUCUGGGACACCCGUCAACUCCUUAACCAAAAAAUUUGGUGGCAGUCAGGAUCUGCUCAAUAAAAGCAGCAUCACCACAACAAAGAGUAAAAACAUUGUAAACACCCCGACAUCACCUUCUAAACCACCAGUGCCGGCCAAGAAUCCAGCGCUCAAAACAUCACCAAACCCGUCCAGUUUCACCGCUCGAGUGUUUUCAGGUGCAAACACAAGCAACAAGACGUUAAGUCCUGUUAAAAGAUCGUUCGGUGAGAAGUUUCCAGAGGUCACAGUGUCACAAACUGCCAAUGGACUAGAUAAAACCACCAGUGCUGGACCCUCGUCACCGGCCCCAAAAGCUGCAGUUGUACCAUCAUCACCACCUGAACCCUCAACCAAAGUCACAUCCUCUCACACUGUAAAGAGUGCUGUGAUCACAACACCUGUGAGUCAACCAGCUGUAAAGAUCUCAACAAGAAAUGAAACAGUGCCACUCUCUACUAAAUCCUCUGUACCGGGAUCACCUUCGUCACAAACUGCACCUUUAAAGAGUGAACCAUCGUCACCAGCUCCCUCGACAACAUUCAACACAUCUACAAUUGUAAAGAGCACGACCCCUGUGAUUCAACCAGCAGUUAAGAGUUCAACCGGAAAUGAAAUCACGUACUCCUCUCCGACGGUGUCGACUUCCUCAAAAACUUCUACUAAAACGACUAUCACAGACAUCCAAACAUCCUCUCCGAUGCCGGAAGAGACUCGAACUAUAAAACCUUCAGAGAGAUACUCACAGAGCUUAAAGCUCAGUGAUGUCAGCACUUCAACUUACACGAGUCCAUCAGCUGUGACUGUAAACACACGGAAAAGCCUUCAGAGUUACAGUGCUCCGCUGGACGAUCUUGCUGACACAUUAUUCCCAACACUGUCUGGAACUGUCCAAUCACAACCCGUCAAAUCACAAACUCAAGUGAAGUUCAUUGAUAAUCAGAUUCCUGCUGCAUCACAAACGCUGUAUUCACCUGUACAAACAACACUGAGACAGUCCAGCAUUAACAGGUCUGUUAGUAGCCGGGACGUUUGUACAGUGUGUGGUAAUCCCAUCGCUGGAGCUCCAAGAAUGAUUCUAGAAGAGCUCAACCUUUUCAGUCACACAUCCUGCUUCAGGUGCUCAGUGUGCAACUGUAUUCUUGGGAAUCUGGAGGCAGGAAAGAGUCUGUGGGUUCAUCGGGACAGAGUGAACUGCUUAAACUGCUACAGUAAAAUCAAAGGCCAGUGGUAUGCUUGAGACGGCUGGAUAUGAAUCUAAACGGAGACCGUGGGACAGAUUUACUAAAUCAUAGUGGAGAAACUAAUUCAGAGUUUAUAAAUUGAUCCAAAUAUUUCUGAUCAGAAAUGGCUUUGUUGCUAGUUAUGAGAAACACAUUUAAAGCAUGUACAUGGUAGGGAUUAGAAAGUGAUCUUCAGAUUAUUCAUGGGUAAAGCAUUAAUUAUUCAUGAGCACAUACAGUAUAUAGAAAUAUACAAAUUUAGCCUGUUCUCUUAAUUUCAAAAUGUGUCACUUCCAUUCAUGUUAUGUCAGUAGAUAAAUUAUAUCCACACAGUAAAAGGAUUCUGUUUCUGCA
Molecule: messenger RNA, 1913 nt
Organism: Myxocyprinus asiaticus (Chinese sucker)
Lineage: Eukaryota; Metazoa; Chordata; Actinopteri; Cypriniformes; Catostomidae
Product: sciellin
Exons: 23
Coding region: 110-1576 (488 amino acids)
Source: RefSeq, a predicted model, not a curated record